UGGAGAAAUGUCCCAGAAUUCCCGGCACCGCUCACCUCUCCUGUCAGCAGCUCCAUCAUCUUCUUGGUGACUUCUAGAAUCUUCUGCAUGUUGUGUCUCUCAGGUUUUAGAGAGUCACAUGGAGGCACGGUGAUGGUCAUAUGAUCACCUGACUUCACAGGAGGAAAUCUCUGUAUUGAGGAACCAAUAGGAAUAUCAUGUUAGAAUCCCAGAAUCCUCCUCACCUCUCCGGUCAGGUCUGUGUUUUAUUAAUAGAGAUAAGAGUGAUGUCAUUCAUGUGACUCCGGUCCUCCUCCAUCCUCAUUGGUGCCAUCAU
Staurois parvus is the source of this 316-nucleotide messenger RNA. NCBI's taxonomy places the organism in Eukaryota, Metazoa, Chordata, Amphibia, Anura, Ranidae. The record is from the annotation of a GenBank genome assembly.